This is a messenger RNA of Coregonus clupeaformis (lake whitefish), 6052 nucleotides long. Its product is annotated as SLIT-ROBO Rho GTPase-activating protein 2-like. Gene Ontology annotation, molecular function: protein binding. The record is from RefSeq and is a predicted model, not a curated record. Gene Ontology annotation, biological process: negative regulation of cell migration; signal transduction. NCBI's taxonomy places the organism in Eukaryota, Metazoa, Chordata, Actinopteri, Salmoniformes, Salmonidae. Gene Ontology annotation, cellular component: cytoplasm. The transcript has 17 exons. The annotation marks the transcript as partial.
UGCUGUGACCUGGGCUACCAUGCCAGUCUCCACCGUGCGUUGCGGACCUACCUGUCAGCGGAGAUGAACGUGGAGGCGUCUAAACACACUGGUCUGGAGGGCCUGGAGGGGGCAGUAGAGAGCCUGGAGCCCAAUGGGGACAAGCAGAGACUGAUGGAGACCUACAAUAACGUCUUCUGUCCCCCCAUGCGCUUCGACUUCCAGUCACACAUGGGAGACACGAUGGGGGUAGUAUGUGCCCAGCAGCCGUUAGAAGGGGAGUUACUCCAGAGGUGUCAGCAGCUGCAGUCCCGUCUCUCCACCCUCACCAUCGAGAAUGAGGAGGUGAAGAAGACUAUGGAGGCCACUCUGUCGACCAUCCAGGACAUGGUCACCGUGGAGGACUAUGACGUCAGCGAGUGUUUCCACCACAGCAACUCCAUGGAGUCGGUCAAGUCCACCAUGAGCGAAUCAUUCCUUAGCAAACCCAGCCUGGCCAAGAGACGGGCCAAUCAGCAGGAGACGGAGCAGUUCUACUUCACGAAACUGAAGGAGUUUCUGGAGGGGCGGAACCUGAUUACCAAACUGGAGGCCAAACAUGACCUGAUACAGAAGACUCUGGGAGAGAGUCAGAAGACUGACUGUUGCCUUGCCAGUGACAGGAGGAACUCUGCACUACGGAAGCAGGAGGCUGGCCAGGUCAUCCCUCUGAUGGUGGAGAGCUGUAUCCGCUUCAUCAGUCGCCAUGGUCUGCACCAUGAGGGCAUCUUCAGAGUGUCUGGCUCUCAGGUGGAGGUCAACGACAUCAAGAACGCCUUUGAGAGAGGUGAGGACCCGUUGGCGGGGGAUCAGAAUGAUCAUGACAUGGACUCCAUCGCUGGCGUUCUAAAGCUCUACUUCAGAGGCCUGGACCACGCCCUCUUCCCCAAGGAAGUCUUCCAUGACCUCAUAUCCUGUGUCUCUAUGGAGAACCUGCAGGAGAGGGCUGUCCACAUCAGGAAGGUUCUGAUGUCUCUGCCCAGCAACACUCUCAUCAUCAUGAGAUACCUGUUUGCCUUCCUUAACUACCUGUCCCAGUACAGUGAGGACAACAUGAUGGAUCCCUAUAACCUGGCCAUCUGCUUUGGGCCCACCCUGAUGUCAGUCCCAGAGAGCUGUGACCAGGUGUCCUGCCAGGCCCACGUUAACGAGCUUAUAAAGACCAUCAUCAUCCACCACGACGGUGUCUUCCCCGGACCACGGGACCUGCAGGGGCCCGUCUACAUCAGUCCAGGGGCCACUGACGAGGACUGUGAUCCCCAAUGUGAGCCCCCCCUGGUGGACAUACCUGCUCCUGACACCAUCUCUGUCAUCCACAACAGAGAUGAUGGCUCAUUGGUCGUUUCAGAAUCUGACCCAAUAGAGGCCAUCGCUCGCUUCGACUACUCCGGACGGACCAACCGGGAGCUGUCGUUUAAGAAGGGCGCGUCUCUCCUCAUUUUCCAGCGAGCCAGUGAUGACUGGUGGGAGGGCCGACACAACGGAGUGGACGGACUGGUGCCUCACCAGUACAUAGUGGUUCAGGACAUGCCGGACGGGGGCAGAGGCAGUCCAAAGACUGAAGCGGAGUUGCAGAAGGAUAGAGCGUCCACUAGGGGCACCGCUGCCUCUCCUACUGGAGCUCACGUAGCUGACAUCUACCUAGCCAACCUCAACAAGAUGAGGAAGAGGCCUGAGUUGGGGAGUAUCCGUAGAAACUUUUGGGGGUCUGAGGUGGGCCAGGGGGGUGAUGUGUCCCUAUCUGGGGCGACAGGAGGGGGCGUAAGGACGGCCAGUCUGCCGGUGGGAGGGGCUCUGGUGAAGGAGGGCGGCGACAAGCGACCGGUCAGCGCCCAUAGUGUCCUCAACUCCUCUAUCACACGCCACUCCUCUCUCAAGACCAAGGUGGAGAGCCCUCAGUUCUGCAAGGCGACUACCACGGGGCGCUCUAAGAGCUUCAGCAACCACCGGCCCCUGGAUCCUGAGGUCAUCGCUCAGAUGGAGCCCACCUCACAGGAUAUCGAGGCAGCUAUGAGCUCUGCUCUGAGUGAACUGAGAGAGCUGGAGAGGCAGAGCAGUGCCAAGCACACACACACCCCCGACGUGGUGCUGGACACACUGGAGCAGCUGAAGGGUGUGUGUGGGGGUGGAGGUGGGGGCGCGUCCGAGCCCUCCAGUCCUCUCCACUCCCGUCUGCUGAGGGACAGCGAGGGCGCAGGAUCUCCACACUCACACCCCCUCCAACGCAGCGCGUCGUCCGCCAGCGACGUCCCCUCCUCCUUCCGCCCCUCCAAGCCCAGGAGCCCCCUGCCCUCUUCCGCUUCCUCCUCUCUCGCCUCCUCAGCCCUCUCUGCCUCCAAUCCCUCCUUCCGAGAGCCUCGCCCUCCAGCCACGCGGCCCAAGCCGGUGGUCUUCCCCAAGGGUGGAGGAGGUGGCAGUCCGGCUAUGGGCUCCCCAACCACCACUGUCCCCCCAACCCCUCCUCCACCACCCCCACCCCAGCCCAACGACAAGUCCUGCCCCGCCUGAGGGCACUCACCCACAUAUACACAUAUACACACACACACCCCUUCGAUCCACACAUCCUGCCCCCAUCUCCACUCACCCCAGUGAUAAGUGGGAUAGCUCUCACCUAGGAUCAGCUUACCCUCCCAAACUCUUUAACCAUUUAUGGGGAAAAACCCCAAACAAUAUGUAAAGCAUCCAUGACUCAAGUCUGCCCCUUCUUGGGAGCAUCAGUCAACACACCUACCUUCUGACUGACACGGACCAAUACAGAAAAUCAAACAAGGCAUCAAAAUGGACAAACAGCAUGACAAAAAGAGAUAUGGCGCCUGUACUGUAUAUACUGGUGUGAGGUGUGUGUGUGUGUGCCUGUGUGAGGUCUGGGUGGCAUACCUUACACUUGAGUGAGAGCACUGUUUGAUUUGAAAUAGAUGGGACAUUUAAGGACAUUUAUCCCCAACUAACCUUGAGAAGACUGGAGUGGACAGGAGGAGUGGUUCACCUGGAUGGCUGUGUGUGUGUGUGACUCCUGAAUCCACACUCUCUGAGAACACACAGACAGACUGUGGAACAGAGAACAAUUAACUAACUCAGUACAAAACUCAGUAACAUGUUCACUCUGCUGCUUCAAGACUGGGGCAAGACUGGAUCUACCAGCCUGGACAGAAAGAAAGAGAGAGCUGGACUGAUAGAUGGAUGGAUGGACAGAUGGAAGAUCAGAGAUGAGGAGAGGACCAGAGGAUAAAGCGACUCCAGUGAAAAGCUGGGCUAUAUCUCAGAUAGAAAAGCGCUGGAGUUGAGAAUGCCUGUUUCUAUGUGAGGAGGAGAGAGCUAGGCUACAUCUCUGAUCCCCCUAGGUGUCUGGGCAGCAAGCUGAGUGUUGUGGGGAUUCAUUCUAACAUAAAGCGCUAACCAGUAGAGCUGCUUUACACUACACUCUUUUCUACUGUAUUCUACUAGACUCUACAUCAGGGCUUUUCAAUUAGUGGCCCUCAGCGGCCAAAGUUAUGCUGGUUUUCUUUUCUAAGUGGAAAUUGAUUGACCAACUAAUGUAAUUGAUUUGGCAGAGAGUCCAAUCACCUGUUUCCCAGGUGUGAAGGAGUCCCUAGUUCGAGGGAAAUCAUUUAAUGCAGUAGUGAUGGGGCCCUCCAGGACCAGAAUUGAAUAGCCUUGCUCUACAUUCAGUACAACCAACAUAGUGCAACGCUUGUCCGGCUUUCCAGCAGCACCUCCUGCUGGUGCAUAAGCGCACGACAUGGCCGUGUUCAAUAACCACCCUUUCUUUAGCAAUAAGAGUCUGACUCAGACUCAUCAACUCAGCAGCAUGCCAGGCCUGCUGCUUCUCUCUCCCUUAGAUUCCCAGCAUUAAUAUACACUCUAUUGCAGAAGUAGAAUACACAGACACAUGCAUGACGUGUGUGACGUGUGUAUGUGUUCUGUGGCAGCUAAAUGCCUUUCAGGUUCUAAUCGCAUGCUGGGGCCACAGCAGUCGCAGUGCUGACUGACUGACUGCAUCUAUCUACAAUACAAGCAACGCACCACUUAGACCCGCUACAUGCAAAUUAUGACUCCAAACAAAAUCAGCAAAGAUGUUAUUUUUAUGUGUAAAUGUUUAAUAAUCAUGAUGAUAACUGGAAAAGUGCAGAUGAGGAAUCUCAGUGAGGUGGAAGAGUUUGUUUAGAUACAACCACAAACAAACCUCGUCAAGCACAUUCGGAAUAAUGACAUUAUGCUUGUUUUCUUCCAGUUGUUAGUUAAUCCUCAGAUUAUGUAAUCCUAAAUUGUGUGUCAGUGACUCUUCACAGCUCUUAGAACUCAAACAUAAAUGGAAAAUCCACUCAAGAAUUGUUUGGUAUUUUUUUCAUUAGUCCACUGUUGAUACAGUCCCAAAAUGUUUUGCUUGUCAGCAGUCAAGUUUUCAAGAUAUUUUGCAUCAUCAUGAUGAUGUGGCCGGUGACACUUCGCUUCUUGAAUGUCUAAUAUCUUGAAAACUUGACUGCUGACCUGCAAAGCCUUUUGGGACUGUAACAACAGUGGACUAAUGAAAAAAUAUACAAAUAUAGUUUUUGAGUGGAUUUGCCCUUCAACUGCUCAUCAUGAAGGGAACCAACUAAUGGCAGCUCUCUGGAGACAGGGGGACAAACAGGAAGGGGACACAGACAGCAGAACCACUUCCUGUGUCACCAGAGCCACUCUGCUACCAGCAUCACUGCUCACUAGGCUUAAUGUUUGUGUGACUGACUAGUACUCAGUCCCAGCCAUUUCAGACAGAGGACAAGAGGAAAAGUGUCACUGUCUCCUCUGUCGUUCCUCUACCAAUAGCAUUGGUGUGUAUCAUGGCGGACCAGCAUCAAAUAAUUGAUUGGAUUUAUAUAAUCCAAUGACAUGAGUUAAAGCAACAGCCCUGAGGUCUGUUCUGUUGCGCUCGUCUUUAAGAGAACCUCUGCUGUGACUCCCUAAAUGUCUAUUACACAACUCUGAGUGUCGCAUCACGUGGUCAAUGUCAAAACAAUCCUGUCCUGUCUGUCACAGUGGGAGAAUUAGCAUUUUAUGUCGUCUGAACUGUGAUUUGUCAAGGGGAGGAGACAGAAUGUUUUGAUUGGUCAAGGUCAGUGGGAGGCGGGAUGGUCUAGUGAUUGACAGCUUUAACACCCUGUCUGAGAUCAGGAUAUUUAAUGUCAGGGCUCAGAGAACCCUGAGGGGAGAAGGGCAGAGCCACUAGUUAACCAGGCAGACAUUUCUGUCAUUCCCCCUCUCCCUAUCACCCUCCUCUCUCUGUACCUUUCUCCUUCUCCUAGCAUUCUCCCUCUGUUCCCACAGACACACCUUUUCCUUACAAAUAUCCCUCUGUCUGUUUCCUCCCUUAUUCCUUCCGCCGCACCCUGCAAACCCCAGGUAUAUAAUUGUAUUAUUGCAUUCCCAAAUGCUCUGUAACAGGUGGUUGAAUUCUUAAAUGUAAUGUUUUAUCUCUAUGUGUGUAUUUUAAGAUGUAUUUUACAUUGUGUUGCUCCUCUUACCUCAUCUUGGCAACUGGAGGGAUUUUGUGUGUGUGUGGAGUGGUGGGGUGAAUAGGCAUUAACACACAUGUCAUACGAACAUACACUCAUGGGUGAUGCUUUGUGGUUGGUGUCUUUGUGUUAUCCUGGCUUCACUGUAUAGGAGCUAGGAACCUCAGUCUCCACACCAUAUUAUCAGUUGAUCUCAAAUCAAUCAUCAUGCAUUUAAAAUUACAUGGUGUGCUCGUGGACUGGUUGAGUGAGGAUGAUUUUUAUUAUGAUUAACUAUUGUUAAAUAUGCAUUUCUUGCCCAUUUGCAAACACAAGACCUAAAAAAUGACUGUAAUGUCAAAUAUAUUUAUAGUUGUCUCUGUAUUACUGGAGAAUCCUGUGUUAAGAUGUACUUUGUAUAUACAAUGUUGUACAUUACAGAGGUACACUCUUUUUUUGGUACAAUAUUGUACAGUAAUAGUAGUUUAAUCAAAUAGGUCUUCUAUAAUUCUUUGUGUAGUUCUUGUAGUAGACUUUUUUAAAUAAACAUUGCUUGCUAUGAA